AUGGAGGCCUCCAACCCAGACAAACCCCGGAUCACCGGCAUCAAUGCCUUUCGUCCCAAGAACCUGCUUGCCUCGUUCCGCAUCAAGAAGGCCAACUUCAAACGUGGAAUUCAGAGCAAGGAGAACUUCAAGCAAUACCUCCGGACCCCAGGUUCGAAUGCGGAUCCCACAGGGUCAUAUUCCUGGAUCAACGAUGACCUCCUUCCAACUCCUCCUGAGGCUCGAACAUGGGCGUGGUGGAACUACUUCUUCUUCUACUUCUCGCUGUCAAUGGACAACUGGACGCUGGGCUCGGUCAUGAUCGGCUGCGGCCUGAAUUGGUGGCAGUCCAUCCUGAUUGUCUUCUUCAGCCAGGUGGUGAGUUCUGUGGCCAUGGCCAUCAACUCGCGGUCUGGAGAAGUCUACCAUGUCGGAUAUCCCAUCAUUUCUCGCGCCGUGUUUGGCACAUGGGGCGCCUACUACGUCGUCUUUGCGCGUGCUGUGUUGGCUAUCGUCUACUACGCUAUCAAGCUGUACAUUGGAUCUUCUUUUGUGGUGAACAUGUUGACAGCCGUAUUUGGCAACUCGUACCGCAACCUACACAACUCCAUCCCGGCAUCCGUGGGCAUGUCCUCAGCCCAAUUCAUCGCCUUCUUCCUCUACUGGCUCAUCCACAUCCCAUUCACCCUUCUCCGACCUUAUCAGUUGCGCUGGGUCUUCACGCUCAAGAUGUGCACGGUCGUGCCGGCCUGCUUUGGCUUGUUCAUCUUCUGCAUGGCCAACACCAAGGGUAACAUCGGCGGAGGCAUCCCUGGGGCUCCAGCUUCGACAUCGACCAGCUUCGCCUGGUUCGUGGUUUACGCCUUCAACAGCGGUCUGGGCAAUACUGCCAACAUCAUCACGAACCAACCCGAUUUCAGCCGUUGGGCCAAAUACAAGUACGCCUCGGUCUGGCCGCAGCUGAUCGCCAACCCGAUCAGCGUGACCAUCUCGGCCUCGCUGGGCAUCCUGGCGACGUCGGCCAUCAACCACUCGUGGGGUCUCGAGCUGUGGAAUCCGUGGGAUUUGUUGGAUGCCAUUAUGCAGCGAUACGACACUUCGGCGGUCCGGUUUGCCGUGUUUUUGUGCGCCAGCUUCUGGGCCUUGUUGAUCCUGGGCACGAAUAUCGCGGCCAACAUGAUUCCCUUUGGCGCGGACAGCACAUUGCUUCUGCCGCGGUACAUCAACAUGACUCGCGGGCAGUUCUUGGGGCUGUGCCUGGCCUGGGCUGUUAAUCCAUGGCAAAUUCUUCGAUCGGCAACAGUCUUCCUCAACUUCCUCGGUGGCUACAUCAUCUUCAUGGCCUCGGCCGUCGGCAUCAUGAUCGCCGACUACUUCAUCAUGACCAAGGGCAACAUCUUCCUGCAGCACCUGUACGACGGCAACCGCACCAACCCGCACUACUACUACCACCGCGGCUGGAACAUUCAGGCGUAUAUCGCGUACAUUGUCGGCGUGGUCAUCCCCUUUCCCGGAUUCUGCGGUUCCCUGGGCGCCAAUGUCUCCGAGACGGCCAUGAACAUCGGCCAUCUGGGCUGGUGUCUGUCGUUUGUCGUGUCCAUCGCCGUCUACGUGCCCCUGUGCUAUUUCUGGCCGACCAAGAACCAGAAGCUGAUCAAGCAGAUGGGGCUCAAGUUCGAAGAGACUGCGCAAGAAGAGUUCAAACCGGCAGAUCUCCCCAACUUCAGUUCGGCGAUCAUUCACGGGCGCGAGGUCGUGCAUGGGGAGGCCGCGGAUGUCGAGUCGGCGACGGAGAAGGACGUCGGACAGAGUACCGUCGUGGCGUCCAAAUUGGAAUGA
Messenger RNA from Fonsecaea multimorphosa CBS 102226, 1818 nucleotides. RefSeq lists its product as uncharacterized. The transcript is spliced from 5 exons. Gene Ontology annotation, biological process: transmembrane transport; nucleobase transport. The record is from RefSeq and is a predicted model, not a curated record. Bases 1 to 1818 code for a protein of 605 amino acids. Gene Ontology annotation, molecular function: nucleobase transmembrane transporter activity. Gene Ontology annotation, cellular component: plasma membrane. Lineage: Eukaryota; Fungi; Ascomycota; Eurotiomycetes; Chaetothyriales; Herpotrichiellaceae.